ACCCUCAUGGUGCUAUUCCUAAAAGGAAGCGGGUGGUGGGAAAUCCCCUGAAAAUUCAGUAGCACUGAAAAAUGUGGGGCUGUGCUGCUAUUUCAGUUGAGCUAAACAAAAUAUGCGCGCCUCUCCAAUUUCACCCUCGCUAACUGCUGUUUCCACCGUCGUAUUCCCGCCUUUCCCCGCCACCACCCGCUUCCUUCUCCACCCACCACCCUCCUACAAAGCCACCGCCUCUCUUUUCCUCUCAAUUCCCUGUCCCAGGUUUCUUUUCUCCAAAUUCAGGCCCUGCCCUUUUUGCUCUAACUCUGAUUCUACCACAAACGAGGAGGAUGAUGUUUAUUUUGACGUUGACGAUGAUGGGAUUGUUUCUUCAGAUGGUGAGACACAACCAUUAUCUGAAGACGGUGUCUUUAUUGAGAUAAAAAAGCUUGGAGGGAAUUCUCGUAGAAUUCGGUCCAAAAUUGGGAUUGAAGCCAACCUCGAUGCUGUUUGGAACAUCUUGACCAACUAUGAGAAGUUGGCUGAUGUUAUUCCGGGUCUUGCUGUCAGCGAAGUUGUCGAAAAGAAACACAAAUUUGCUCGACUUUAUCAGAUUGGACAGCAAAGCUUGCCAUUGGGUUUGAAAUUUAAUGCUAAAGGAGUUAUAGAUUGUUAUGAGAAAGAUCUUGAGAUUUUGCCUUCUGGGAAAAAGCGUGAGAUUCAAUUCAAGAUGGUUGAAGGUGACUUCACCAUGUUUGAAGGAACAUGGUUGAUCGAACAGUUUAAUAAAAGAAAAUAUGAAGGCGAAGAAGCAUCUCUUGGUGAAGAAUUUCAGACGACCCUCUGGUAUUUAGUUGAUCUUAAGCCGAAGAUAUGGUUGCCUGUUCGCCUCGUUGAGAACAGGCUUUUUAUCGAGAUAAAGACAAACCUUUUGUCUAUUCGCGAAGAAGCGGAGAGAGUGAUAAGUGCUAUGAACUCUGCAUAAAACUAUGUGCUUGGACAUAUAAUAAACUCAAAAGUAUAUAAUCUACUGAAGAUCAAGUUUUUCUAUUUUGGAUAAUUUUAUUGAAGAUUUAAGUCUCACAUUGCAAUAA
Molecule: messenger RNA, 1070 nt
Organism: Gossypium arboreum
Lineage: Eukaryota; Viridiplantae; Streptophyta; Magnoliopsida; Malvales; Malvaceae
Exons: 3
Coding region: 113-961 (282 amino acids)
Source: RefSeq, a predicted model, not a curated record